Molecule: messenger RNA, 441 nt
Organism: Necator americanus (New World hookworm)
Lineage: Eukaryota; Metazoa; Nematoda; Chromadorea; Rhabditida; Ancylostomatidae
Exons: 5
Coding region: 1-441 (146 amino acids)
Cellular component (GO): vesicle; cytoplasm
Molecular function (GO): cysteine-type endopeptidase inhibitor activity
Source: RefSeq, a predicted model, not a curated record
AUGCAACCAUACCUUAUCUUCGUUCUCGUCUUUCUCACCUCAACUGCCACGGCUGAUAAAGGUAAAGGUAUGAUGACUGGAGGAGUAAUGGAUCAGGAUCCAAGUGAUCCUGGAUACUUGGCAAAAGCGUGGAAGGCUGCAAAAAGUGUGACUGAGCAUUCAUCAAAUAACGGGCAAUAUGUCAUGGUUCCAAUUAAGGUUCUCAAAGCUCAAUCCCAAGUUGUAGCUGGAUUCAGAUACAUCUUCGAAAUACUUUAUGGUGAAUCUACAUGCAAGAAAGCAGAUAUUGCUAACAAAGAAAUCAAUGAAGCAAACUGCAAGCUGAAUGAAAACGGAAACCGAGCUCUUUACACUGUCGAUCUUUGGGAAAAGCCCUGGCAAAACUUUGAAGAAUUCACCGUGACGAAGAUUCGGAACGUCGCUCCCGGAGAAAAUCUUUAA